Messenger RNA from Lynx canadensis (Canada lynx), 1859 nucleotides. RefSeq names its product cysteine sulfinic acid decarboxylase (gene CSAD). Lineage: Eukaryota; Metazoa; Chordata; Mammalia; Carnivora; Felidae. The transcript has 15 exons. Gene Ontology annotation, cellular component: cytoplasm. Gene Ontology annotation, molecular function: pyridoxal phosphate binding; sulfinoalanine decarboxylase activity. The record is from RefSeq and is a predicted model, not a curated record. Gene Ontology annotation, biological process: carboxylic acid metabolic process. Bases 185 to 1666 code for a protein of 493 amino acids.
CUCCGAUUCCGCCCGAAGGUACGGAAACUCGCUGCGGAGGUGGAAGGCAGGCAGGCGGACGGACGCCGGCGCUGCGCGUUCCCUCCCUCCUCCUCCUCCAGCCUGCCAGCCAGCCACCCAGCCGCAGCGCCCCACCGCAAGAAGCCGGAGGAGAGCGCCGAGGAGCGCGCGAGAUUUUAUCCUGAUGGCUGACUCGAAACCACUCUUUUCCCUUGAUGGGGACCCGGUGGCUGCCGAAGCCUUGCUCCGGGAUGUGUUUGGGAUUGUGGUGGAUGAGGUCAUUCGGAAAGGGACCAGUGCUUCGGAGAAGGUCUGCGAGUGGAAGGAACCAGAGGAGCUGAAGCGGCUUCUGGAUCUGGAGUUGCGCAGCCAGGGCGAGGCACCAGAGCAGAUCCUGGCGCGGUGCCGGGCGGUGAUCCGCUAUAGCGUGAAGACCUGUCACCCGCACUUCUUCAACCAGCUCUUCUCAGGGUUGGAUCCCCACUCUCUGGCCGGGCGCGUUAUCACUGAGAGCCUCAACACCAGCCAGUACACUUAUGAAAUUGCCCCGGUGUUCGUACUCAUGGAAGAAGAGGUGCUGAAGAAACUCCGGGCCCUGGUGGGCUGGAGCUCUGGGGAUGGGGUCUUCUGCCCUGGUGGCUCCAUCUCCAACAUGUAUGCCAUGAACCUGGCCCGCUAUCAGCGCUACCCGGAUUGCAAGCAGAGGGGCCUCCAGGGACUGCCACCCCUGGUACUCUUCACAUCAAAGGAGUGUCAUUACUCCAUUAAGAAGGGAGCUGCUUUUCUGGGACUUGGCACCGACAGUGUCUGGAUAGUCAAGACAGAUGAGAGAGGGAAAAUGAUGCCUGAAGAUCUGGAGAGGCAGAUCAGUCUGGCUGAGGCUGAGGGCGCUGUGCCAUUCCUGGUUAGUGCUACCUCUGGCACUACUGUGCUGGGGGCCUUUGACCCCCUGGAGGCAAUUGCUGAUGUGUGCCAGCGUCACGGGCUGUGGCUCCACGUGGAUGCUGCCUGGGGUGGGAGCGUCCUGUUGUCACAGACACAUAGACAUCUCCUGGAUGGGAUCCAGAGGGCUGACUCCGUGGCCUGGAAUCCCCACAAACUCCUCGCGGCAGGCCUGCAGUGCUCAGCUCUUCUUCUCCGCGAUACCUCGAACCUGCUCAGGCGCUGCCACGGCUCCCAGGCCAGCUACCUCUUCCAGCAGGACAAGUUCUACGAUGUGGCUCUGGACACCGGAGACAAGGUGGUGCAGUGCGGCCGCCGUGUGGACUGUCUGAAGCUGUGGCUCAUGUGGAAGGCGCAGGGCGGGCAGGGGCUGGAAUGGCGUGUGGACCGGGCCUUUGCCCUUGCCUGGUACCUGGUGGAGGAAUUGAAAAAGCGAGAAGGAUUUGAGUUGGUUAUAGAGCCUGAGUUUGUCAACGUGUGUUUCUGGUUCGUGCCCCCCAGCCUGCGGGGGAAGCAGGAGAACCCAGAUUACAGUGAAAGGCUGGCUAAGGUGGCCCCAGUACUCAAGGAGCGCAUGGUGAAGGAGGGCUCCAUGAUGAUUGGCUACCAGCCCCAUGGGACCCGGUGCAACUUCUUCCGUAUGGUUGUGGCCAACCCUGCACUGACCCGGGCCGAUAUGGACUUCCUUCUCAAUGAGCUGGAACGGCUAGGCCAGGACCUCUGAGCCUCCUCCUUGCUGCUGGCCUCGACACCCCCCCUCACCCUCACUGUCUGUGUGUAUUCCCUUCCUGUGUUAUCAAGAGCAGAGUGAUCUUAACAAUGUUUAUAUGUGUUGACCCACUGACUCUUCUAUGAAAUAUUUGCUGUUGGGAUGCCUGGGUGGCUCAGUCAGUUAAGCAUCUGACUCUUGAUUUUGG